UAAAACGCUCGGCUGGACACCGAGUCGCCACCAGUCUCCAAGUGUCCGCUGCCAGCAGCAAGCCGAGCACCGCAGGAGUAGCGAGCGACAUGGGCCGCACGACGAGGGUACUGGUGGCAGCAGGCCUGCUAUUGGCAGUGCUGAGUCAGGAUGGUAUGGCACGGCCUUGGGGCCACGGAGGCGGCGGAGGCGGCGGCCACGGCGGAGGUGGAGGCGGCGGCCACGGCGGAGGCGGAGGCGGUGGAGGUGGCGGUGGCGGACACGGAGGUCACGGGGGCGGCGGCGGUGGCGGACACGGAGGACACGGUGGUGGUGGCGGCGGACACGGAGGUGGUCACGGAGGCUACGGUGGCGGCGGACACGGAGGCGGUCAUGGAGGCUACGGUGGUGGCGGACACGGAGGCUACGGUGGCGGACACGGAGGUCACGGGGGCGGCGGCGGCGGUGGCGGACACGGAGGACACGGUGGUGGUGGCGGCGGACACGGAGGUGGUCACGGAGGCUAUGGUGGCGGUGGACACGGAGGCGGUCAUGGAGGCUACGGUGGCGGCGGACACGGAGGCUAUGGUGGCGGUCACGGCGGAGGUGGCGGCGGGCACGGAGGUGGCGGCCAUGGAGGCGGUGGUGGUGGACACUACACUGACUUUGUCGCCUACCCACUGUACACCUACGGUUAUGACGUGUCUGACAAGCACACUGGAGACCACCACGGACAUAAGGAGGACAGAAAGGGACACAGUGUGAUCGGAGAGUACCACAUCAAGGAGCCGGGCGGCGACGUGCGCGUCGUCAAGUACAAGGCGGACAACAAGCACGGCUUCCAGGCUCACGUGAGCGGCGGCGCCGCAGGCGGAGGUCACAACGACCACUCCGGUUAUGGAGGCGGCGGACACGGAGGCGGCGGCGGCGGUGGUGGUCACGGAGGCGGCGGCGGCGGAGGCCACGGAGGUUACGGAGGCGGCGGACACGGAGGCGGCGGUGGUGGUGGCCACGGAGCACCACCGUCCAUGCAAUACGCCGUGGCAGUGAAGGCUACUCCGCCAAAGCGGCAAGGCACCGCUAGUGGCAGCGCGAGAAGCCGCCGCCCCCGCCACCGCCCCCACACCAGCUCCGCUCUGGCGCCGUGGGCUACCCCUCCUCCGGCAAGUGGGUCAGGGGUGCAGCUGCAGCAGCAACCAGGCUGCUUGCAACGGCCCAACACUGCAGCAUCUCCUCCUCCUCCUCCACAAUCUCAUCCUUGCCAAUCUCGCAAGGUAUAG
Molecule: messenger RNA, 1259 nt
Organism: Schistocerca nitens (vagrant locust)
Lineage: Eukaryota; Metazoa; Arthropoda; Insecta; Orthoptera; Acrididae
Exons: 7
Coding region: 90-1259 (389 amino acids)
Cellular component (GO): extracellular matrix
Source: RefSeq, a predicted model, not a curated record